AUGCCAAGCGAUUAUCCACUCUACGACUCGCGCAACUCAUCACACGAGGCUUUCCGUCGAAAGGUGGUGAGGAAAAUUGAUCUGUACACGAUUCCUUGUGUUGUGUCCUUGUACCUCGCAUGCUUCGUUGACAGAUCCAACAUUGGAAAUGCCAAACACCGUCAGCUAUGUGAUGGUGAAAAUCCCAUCAAAUCACAUUUUGCGCAAGGUGGGGGCGAAGACCUGGUUGCCAUUUUUGGUUUUUUGUUGGGUUGCUGUGAGGAUGCUCUUGGAACGCCUGGAAAAUUACACGCGGAAGAGGGUAUCUUGACUAUUCUUGUGGCCGCUGUUGUCUGGUUUUUCCUAUCCUCAAGUCUGGAAACGGCCCCUUAUCUGAACUCAACGGAGCGCGAAUUUGCAGUCAUGAGACUUCGAAGAUUCGAAGACCACCUCGAUAACACAGGAGUUAAGCUCAAAUCAACAGGAAAGAAGUCCGAAGAUCAAACAGUCGAAACAGAGGCUUCUUAUGAAACUGAAGGAGGAAGCCCUGGUCCCGAGGCAUUCGAGUGGAUCGAAGUCCGAAGGGCUUUUUCUGACCCGCAAGUUUGGCUAAUUGGUCUUAGUGACAUAUCUUUCUCCAUUCCGUUGGCUGGGUUAUCCUUCUUCUUACCGACGUGGUCUGCUUUACUCGCAGAUAGAUGGGGAAUCCGUGGACCCAUUGUUCUCGCGUGCGUGCCUGUAGGCAUCAUUGGAUGUAAGCACCAGUUUUCUGCUACAGUGAAGAAUGAGCGCUUCCGAUUUUCUCAAAAAGAUCUUUAUUCUUCUAUCUCGUCGGAUUUCAAAGACUCGCUGUUGAUAUUCUCAAACGGCACUACAACACGUUACGCAGCAUUUUUUCUUAUUUUUUCAGGACUGUUUCCAGUUAUACCCUGCAUUGCGUGCAUCAUUCCAAUCAAUACUUCUGGUGCCACUAAACGGGCCACAUGUGUUGGGAUUCAAGGAAUGAUCCAGGGCAUGGCAUUAUUGAUAGGCCCGUUCAUCUACAUAAAGGGUGAUCCUGUAGAGAAAGGACACAAAAUCUCGCUUGCCCUUAUCUGUACCACGUGGCUUUUUACUGCAGCUAAUGUGUUAUACUGCCAAUUUGAAAACUCAAGAAAAUCUAGCGGUCGAAGAGAUCAUCUAUUGGAGCAGUAUCGCGAGAAAUUUCGCGCAGGGGAGACUCGUGCACCAAUUGGGGAUCGCCAUCCAAAAUUCCGCUUCACACUUUGA
Melampsora larici-populina 98AG31 is the source of this 1248-nucleotide messenger RNA. RefSeq lists its product as uncharacterized. The transcript has 11 exons. The record is from RefSeq and is a predicted model, not a curated record. Gene Ontology annotation, molecular function: transmembrane transporter activity. NCBI's taxonomy places the organism in Eukaryota, Fungi, Basidiomycota, Pucciniomycetes, Pucciniales, Melampsoraceae. The coding region runs from base 1 to 1248 and encodes 415 amino acids. Gene Ontology annotation, cellular component: membrane.